Sclerotinia sclerotiorum 1980 UF-70 is the source of this 564-nucleotide messenger RNA. RefSeq lists its product as hypothetical. Gene Ontology annotation, cellular component: nucleus; cytoplasm. The coding region runs from base 1 to 564 and encodes 187 amino acids. Gene Ontology annotation, molecular function: protein histidine kinase binding; histidine phosphotransfer kinase activity. The transcript is spliced from 3 exons. NCBI's taxonomy places the organism in Eukaryota, Fungi, Ascomycota, Leotiomycetes, Helotiales, Sclerotiniaceae. The record is from RefSeq and is a predicted model, not a curated record. Gene Ontology annotation, biological process: phosphorylation; phosphorelay signal transduction system.
AUGUCCUCUUCCACUUCUACCUCAACUCCCACUCCAAAAACCGUCCCCGUGGCACCCAAACCCGAACCUGUCAAAGAAAAAUCUCCAGUUCCUGUGGUUCCACCUAAAAUCAUCGAAGAACAAGAUGUUGAUGAAAGGAGUGAUGACGGUUCCGUUGGUCCACCAGAUCUCGGUGAUAAUAUCGAUGCGGCUACCUUUGAGCAAAUUCUAGAGAUGGACGAUGAUGAAGAUGAACGAGAAUUCAGUCGUUCGAUCGUUUUUGGAUUCUUUGAGCAGGCCGAACAGACUUUUACUAAAAUGGAUGAUGCACUUGAGGAAGGCGAUCUGGCAACACUUUCUUCCCUCGGUCAUUUCUUGAAGGGAUCCUCGGCAACGUUAGGAUUGACAAAGGUCAAGGAUAGCUGUGAAAAGAUUCAACAUUAUGGACAGAAGAAAGAUGAAGCUGGCACAACCGAUGAACCCGAUGAGAAGAAAUGCUUGGAGAGGAUUAAAGAAACAUUGGUAUCGGUAAAGGAGGAGUACGACGAGGUUGAGAAGGUCUUGAAGAAGUUUUAUGCCACUUGA